AUGUCUCAACUGUACUACCGGAGGACAGACAACUCCUCCUACAGGGACCGGAUCCCUCUGAGGAUUGUCAGGGCCGAGUCUGAACUGUCUGGCCUGGAGAGGAACUACCUGGGAGCAGUGGAGAAAGGAGACUAUGCCUCAAUCAAACAGGCUCUAGAGGUAGGGAUGAAGGGAGGAGAGGAAAGGGGGCGGGAGGAAGGGAGGGGAUGGAGGAGAAAGGAGACUAUGCGUCUCAGUCAAACGGGCUCUGGAAGUAGGGAAGAAGGAAGGAGAGGGAGGGAGGGAGACAGAGGUGGAGAGAGGGAGGAAGGGAGGGGUCGAGAGAAGGGAGGGAGGAGAAAGCAUACUAUACCUCCGUCAAACAAGCUCUAGAGGUAGGGAUGGAGGGAGGAGCGGGAAGGGAGAUGGAGGAAGGAAGGGAGGGAGAAAGAGGGAGGGAGGUAGGGAGGGAGGGAGGGAGGGAGGGAGGGAGGGAGAAAAGGAGGGAGGGAUAAAUAAGUCUCAGUUCAAGUACAACAUCAAUAAACAUGAUACAAUUUGCUGUCAUGAUACCAUAAAACUAAGUAAUCAUCCGUUGUCAUUCCCCCUCCCGCCUAUAGGAGGCAGAGAUCUACUUCAGGAUCAACAUUAACUGUAUAGACCCGUUGGGCCGCACAGCUUUGCUGAUAGCUAUAGAGAAUGAGAACCUGGAGAUUAUAGAGCUGCUGCUCACCUAUAACGUGUACGUCGGUGACGCUCUGCUACACGCCAUCCGUAAAGAGAUGGUGGGGGCCGUGGAACUGCUGCUCAACCAUAAGAAGCCCAGCAGGGAGAAACAGGUAGGACAGUUGCAGUGUGCUUCCCAAAUGCCACCCUGUUCUUGAGUGUUGGCUAUAGUCACUUGGUGGAGGGGUGACUAGCCUACAUUCACCUGCAUACAGCACAACACACUGUCCUUGUGUUAUCACAUACAAUACCAAUAGGCUACCUGCUUUACAAUCAGAUUGGUCUUGAGAAAGGCCUUAGACCAGACAUGUUGACAUAGAACAGUCUCUACUAUAUGCCCUCUUCUUGUUUUUCCUAUGCAUUACACUACCCCAUGCCCUCCCAGGCACAUACUCAUUCCUAUAAGGAUUACUUCAACCCUAUUUUAUUUUUAAGGGGAUAGAUCAGCUAUGAAAUUAGCAGAUAUAAGUCUAUCAAAUAACAUUACUUACUUAAUUUCUAAUCCCCCCCCCCCUUUUUAUAUAUAUAAUGCCCCCACCACCCUCUCCCCUGGUUGGAGGACUUGGUGGAAAACAUUACAAUUCAACUCUUAACUUUCAACUGAGAGCUUCAAGGAGAACAUGUACAUGUGCAAUUUAGAAAUGUUUCUCCAUGCUAUAACACUACAUUACUACACUACAUUACAUAUUCUUCCUCCUCACAUCUCUUGCUUCAGCACAGUGUCUCUCUCUUCCCUUUUCACUUAUCUCUCUGUAUGUGUUGGUCUACUCUAAGUAACUGCUUCUCUCAGAACUGCAACGAUAUACGCUACUAUGGGCAAUUUACACAUUUUCCCUGUACACUUGCACUCUGGAUAUUUGAACCAUAAUUCUUACUUAUAUUCUCCACAGCAUCUCUUCCCUCUCUGUGUUGAUCUUGGUUGCAUCCCAAAAUGGCACCCUAUUACAUAUUUAGUGCACACUACCCUAUAGGCCCUUAUCAAAAUUAGUGCGCUAUAUAGGGAAUAGGGUGCCAUUGAGACUAAGCCAUGAACAGGUGAACAUAGGUAUGAUAAAACAGACAGGGACUCCCUGAGGUCUGAAAGAGCAAGCUUUACUCUGCUUGUUGCUUUAUUUAAAUCACAGCUGAUCUACUAGACUAGAUCCUCCUCACCACAUCUCCUAGCCCUCCUGUGAUUCCUCUAUUUACAGUCUGUUUAUUUAUACACUCUCUUCGUGAUAUGUUAAUCAUCUGAUUUACAUUUCUGUUGAUCACUAUAGCAAACGAGUCAAUAUGCAGGUACUGUCUUUCAUCUGUAUAGGCUACUGUAUUUUUCUGAUUUGUGUAUACAGUGAUACAUCUGUAGCCUAUUGACGACAUCUUAUUAUGUGAAACUGUGAAAAGGUUACAUGAUCUUACCGGUCCUAAAGGCAGGCAGGCAGUAGGCAAAGGAUAAGGUGCAAAAGUCAAUUUUUCAAAAUAACGGUUGUGAUGGUAGAAUACAUAAACAUGUUGGGAAGUUAGGCAAAUUACUUACAAAAACAAACAAACUAGGGGAAAAAAUGUAGUUCCCGGGGCAGCAGGUAGCCUAGUAGUUAAGAGCCUUGGGUCAGUAACCAAAAGGUCACUGGUUCAAAUCCCUGAGCCGACCAGGUGAAAAAACUGUUGAUGUGCCCUUGAGCAAGGCGCUUAACCCCAAUUGCUCCUGUAAAUGUAAAAAUGAAAUCAAAAAUGAAAUCAAAAUCAUGCUGAACUCAAUCCAAAAUCUGGAUUUGGCCUUAGGCUGUGGGUACUAUGACAACAAAAUGGGCCUACAGCCUACACACAUAUGGACACUCUCCUCAUCAGAACGUACAGAACACUGACAAAGCCACCUGUGAGGGAGCUCAAGGUAUUUCUACCUGGCUUUGCCAGUGUUCUGAAGGGGAGAGUAAACGUAUGUGGGUGGGGAGUGAGGCGGUGCCAAGAAGUGGCGACAUGCUCAAAGCAUUAGAAAUAAAUGCACAAACUGAAGGAAAAGAACUACCCAUGGAUAAUUGGGCACUUGGAAACAAGUAUUUAGCAGCGGUGCACAUGUUUAAAACAGUAACAAUAUUGGCAUGUCAUAAUUAGGCCUAACACAAGGGUGUACAAGUGAGAGUGGGGCUGUGGCCAUCACAGAAACGACCAGGCAAAACUCUUCCCAACAAAUUAUACAAUAUCUUGAAUUAUGAUAUUAGGCUAUUUAAACUCAACCAUUUAUCUUGAAAAAUAUAUAUUUUAGUGUGACUAUUACUCUAGUUUGCAGAGGGCCAAAAAUAGAACAUGAAAUGUAACCGGAAGACAUACACAGUCCUGAAAUGCAUACAACUUUAUCAAAAUACAGCGUGCAUUAUCAAGGUUACAUAUAUGUUUUAGCUAGUUUUAAAACAAAGGACAGAAAUAGAACAGAACAGAAUGUCUGAUACUGUCACGAACGUUGAGAGACGGGUCAGACCAAGGUGCAGCGUGGUAUGCGAACAUGUUUAUUAAACUGAAUAUACACUGACAAAACAACAAAAGGCAAGGAAACGUGACGUCGGAAGGCUAUACACAAACAAGAUCCCACAACCCAGGCAGGAAAACUGGCUGCCUAAGUAUGAUCCCCAAUCAGAGACAACGAGCGACAGUUGCCUCUGAUUGGGAACCACACCCGGCCAACAUAGAAAUACAAAACCUAGACUUUCACACCCUGACCAAACUACCUAGAUAUUAAAAGUCUCUCCAGGUCAGGGCGUGACAGAUACACACACACACACACACACACACACACACACACACACACACACACACACACACACACACACACACACACACACACACACACACACACAUACACAUACCUUUACAAAGAAAGUCUAUGGGGGCUGAACACUUCUCAAACACAUUUUCAAAGACGUCAAAGAAAACUCCCACAGCACCAGAGCUGCUCUGAAACUAUUUGGAUUCAAAUAUUUUCAUAUAACAACUGAGGCCCUUCUAACUAGAUGGACAAGAAAGCAUAGAGCCACCUAUGCUGUUAGCUAUUGAGACAAUGUCUAGAUACACCAUACAGUAUUCCAUCUGAAUUAGGAUUAUGUCCCUCCAUCAGAUGGAGAGAGGGAGAGAGAGAGGAGUGUAAUAGAAGAGUGUAUUUAAACCCUCUCAUCUUUCUAUCAGAGGAGACCGUGGCGUCUCUCUAUCUCCACCUCUCUUUCUCCAUCUCUUCUGAGGGAGAUUAGAGAUAGUGAUAAUAAGGUCAGACUCCAUCUCAACAGCAUGACCUUACUGGCAUCGUUAUGCAAACACAUAAUCUGAACCACACAUUCAUGCACGCACACACACCAUCAGGAGCAUCAGGAAUCAAUGACAAGAAGACCUGUGGUUUACGGGAACAUCACUUAGAUCUGAGUUGUGGUGAUAAAGGGAACAGUAAUGUAAUCCUGUUAGCUAGUAUUUCCUCAUACAGUAAGUGAAGUGGUCACUCAAGUGCCUCUUUCCUUAUUACCUCCUCCCAGAGGGAGACCAAUCAGACUGUGCAUGUGUCCCAAAUGGCCCCCUAUACCCUAUAUAGUGCACUACUAUUGACCAGAGCCCUAUGAUGGUGCCAUUUGGGACGUACCUUAAAUGAUUAGACCCUGUCAAUCAAUCAAUCAAAUGGAUUUAUAAAGCAGAUGUUACAAAGUGCUUUUACAGAAACCCAGCCUAAAACCCCAAAGAGCAAGCAAUGCAGAUGUAGAAGCAUGGUGGCUAGGAAAUACUCCCUAGAAAGGCAGGAACCUAGGAAGAAACCUAGAGAGGAACCAGGCUCUGAGGGGUGGCCAGUUCUCUUCUGGCUGUGUCCGGUGGAGAUUUAAAGAGUGCAUGGUCAUUAAGGCCAGAUCAUUCUUCAAGAUGUUCAAACAUUCAUAGAUGACCAGCAGGGACAAAUAAUAAUCACAGUGGUUAUAGAGGGUGCAACAGGUCAGCACCUCAGGAAUCAAUGUCAGUUUGCUUUUCAUAGCCGAGCAUUCAGAGGUCGAGACAGAAGGUGCGGUAGAGAGAGAGAGAGAAAAGAGAGGGAGAGGGAGAGAGAGGGUCGAAACAGCAGGUCAAAAGGUAGCACGUCCAGUCAACAGGUCAGGGUUUCAUAGCCGCAGGCAGAACAGCAGAAACUGGAUCAGGUCCUCCGGGUGGGGAGAGCAAGAGAGCGAGAGAGAGAUGGGAGAAUUAGAGGGAGCAUACUUAAGAUCACACCAGAUAAGACAGGAUAAUUUCACCAGAUAGAACAGGCUGACCCUAGCCCCCUGGCACAUAGACUACUGCAGCAUAGAUACUGGAGACUGAGACAGGGGGGGUCGGGGGACACUUUGGCCGCGUCCGACGAUACCCCGGGACAGGGCUAACCAGGCAGGACAUAACCCCACCCUCUUCGCCAAAGCACAGCCCCCACAUUACAAGAGGGAUAUCAACAGACCCCCAACUUAUUACCCUGAGACAAGGUGGAGUAUAGCCCACGAAGAUCUCCCCCACUGCAAGAGCCCGAGGGGGCGCAAAACCGGACAAGAAGAUCACGUCAGUGACUCAACCCACUCAAGUUGAGUAUAGCGGUACUCAAUGUGAUCCCUCACGGACGGCAUGGGAGAGCACUAGCAAGCCAGUGACUCAUAGGGUCAGAGGCAGAGAAUCCCAGUGGAGAGAGAGGAGCUGGCCAGGCAGAGACAGCAAGAGUGGUUCGUCACUCCAGUGCCUUGCCGUUCACGUUCACACCCCUUCCUCCAGGAGAAAGCCCUGCCUUCAGCUGUUUGCUUAGAAAUUCUAGGAACAAUAAGGAGGCCUGCGUCUUGUGACUGUAGUGUACACUACCGGUCAAAAGUUUUAGAACACCUACUCAUUCAAGGGUUCUUCUUUAUUUUUUUCAACAAUUUUCUACAUUGUAGAAUAAUAAUGAAGACAUCAAAACUAUGAAAUAACACAUAUGGAAUCAUGUGUUAAACAAAUCAAAAUAUAUUUUAUAUUUGAGAUUCUUCAAAGUAGCCACCCUUUGCCUUGAUGACAGCUUUGCACACUCAAAUAUAACAUAUAUUUUGAUUUGUUUAACACUUUUUUUGGUUACUACAUGAUUCCAUAUGUGUUAUUUCAUAGUUUUGAUGUCUUCACUAUUAUUCUACAAUGUAGAACAUUUUAAAAAUAAAGAAAAACCGUUGUAUGAGUAGGUGUUCUAAAACUUUUGACCAGUAGUGUAUGUGUAGGUAUGUACGGCAGGACCAAAUUGGAGCGAUAGGUAGGAGCAAGUCCCUGUAAUGCUUUGUAGGUUAUCAGUAAAACCUUGAAAUCAGCCCUAGCCUUAACAGGAAGCUAGAGGCUAGCACUGGAGUUAUAUGAUCAAAUGUUUUGGUUCUAGUCAAGAUUCUAGCAGCUGUAUUUAGCACUAGCUGAAGUUUAUUUAGUGCUUUAUCCGGGUAUCUGGAGAGUAGAACAUUGCAGUAGUCUAAUCUUGAAGUGACAAAAGCAUGGAUUAGCUUUUCUGUAUAAUUUUUGGACAAAAGGUUUCAGAUUUUUGCAAUGAUACGAAGAUGAAAAAAAGCUGCUCUUGAAAUAUUUUUGAUAUGUUCGUCAAAAGAGAGAUCAGGGUACAGAGUAACACCGAGAUCCUUCAUAGUUUUAUUUGAGACAACUGUACAACCAUCCAGAGUAAUUGUCAGAUCAAACAGCAGAUCUCUUUGUUUCAUGGGACCUAUAACUAGCAUCUCUGUUUUGUCCGAGUUUAAAAGUAAAAAAUGUGCCGCCAUCCACUUUCUUAUGUCUGAAACAGUCUUCUAGGGUAGGCAAUUUUGGGGCUUCACCAUGUUUCAUCGAAAUGUACAGCUCUGUGUUGUCUGCAUAGCAGUGAAUGUUGAUAUUGUGUUUCUGAAUGACAUCACCAAGAUGUAGCAUAUACAGUGAGGGAAAAACGUAUUUGAUCCCCUGCUGAUUUUGUAUGUUUGCCCACUGACAAAGAAAUGAUCAGUAUAAUUUUAAUGGUAGGUUUAUUUGAACAGUGAGGGACAGAAUAACAACAAAAAAAUCCAGAAAAUGUCAAAAAUGUUAUAAAUUGAUUUGCAUUUUAAUGAGGGAAAUAAGUAUUUGACCCCUCUGCAAAACAUGACUUAGUACUUGGUGGCAAAACCCUUGUUGGCAAUCACAGAGGUCAGACGUUUCUUGUAGUUGGCCACCAGGUUUGCACACAUCUCAGGAGGGAUUUUAUCCCACUCCUCUUUGCAGAUCUUCUCCAAGUCAUUAAGGUUUCGAGGCUGACGUUUGGCAACUUGAACCUUCAGCUCCCUCCACAGAUUUUCUAUGGGAUUAAGGUCUGGAGACUGGCUAGGCCACUCCAGGACCUUAAUAUGCUCUUCUUGAGCCACUCCUUUGUUGCCUUGGCCGUGUGUUUUGGGUCAUUGUCAUGCUGGAAUACCCAUCCACGACCCAUUUUCAAUGCCCUGGCUGAGGGAAGGAGGUUCUCACCCAAGAUUUGACGGUACAUGGCCCCGUCCAUCAUCCCUUUGAUGCGGUGAAGUUGUCCUGUCCCCUUAGCAGAAAAACACCCCCAAAGCAUAAUGUUUCCACCUCCAUUUUUGACGGUGGGGAUGGUGUUCUUGGGGUUAUAGGCAGCAUUCCUCCUCCUCCAAACACGGUGAGUUGAGUUGGUGCCAAAGAGCUCCAUUUUGGUCUCAUCUGACCACAACACUUUCAACCAGUUCUCCUCUGAAUCAUUCAGAUGUUCAUUGGGAAACUUCAGACGGGCCUGUAUAUGUGCUUUCUUGAGCAGGGGGACCUUGCGGGCGCUGCAGGAUUUUAGUCCUUCACGGCGUAGUGUGUUACCAAUUGUUUUCUUGGUGACUAUGGUCCCAGCUGCCUUGAGAUCAUUGACAAGAUCCUCCCGUGUAGUUCUGGGCUGAUUCCUCACAGUUCUGAUGAUCAUUGCAACUCCACGAGGUGAGAUCUUGCAUGGAGCCCCAGGCCGAGGGAGAUUGACAGUUAUUUUGUGUUUCUUCCAUUUGUGAAUAAUCGCACCAACUGUUGUCACCUUCUUACCAAGCUGCUUGGCGAUGGUCUUGUAGCCCAUUCCAGCCUUGUGUAGCUCUACAAUCUUGUCCCUGACGUCCUUGGAGAGCUCUUUGGUCUUGGCCAUGGUGGAGAGUUUGGAAUCUGAUUGAUUGAUUGCUUCUGUGGACAGGUGUCUUUUAUACAGGUAACAAACUGAGAUUAGGAGCACUCCCUAUAAGAGUAUGCUCCUAAUCUCAGCUCGUUACCUGUAUAAAAGACACAUGGGAGUCAUAUAUUUCCCUCAUUAAAAUGCAAAUCAAUUUAUAAAAUUUUUGACAUGUGUUUUUCUGGAUUUUUUUGUUGUUAUUCUGUCUCUCACUGUUUAAAUUAACCUACCAUUAAAAUGAUAGACUGAUCAUUUCUUUGUCAGUGGGCAAACGUACAAAAUCAGCAGGGGAUCAAAUACUUUUUUCCCUCACUGUAUAUAGUGAAAACAAUAGUGGUCCUAAAACAGAUCCUUGCGCAGCUGGUCCUCUGUAAUCAACACACACACCACAGCUUCUCCUCAAGUAAAACCUAAUCCAUGUUCCUCUAUUGUAUUGCUUCAUAAAGGAAACAUAUGGUAUUGAUAUUGAUAAUACUACAAUGUUGUUAUGAAUUCAGUUUUGUCUAAUUCAAUUUUCCUUCUUCAAUCGAUAUCUGGAUUGAUCUCUUCUCUCUUGCCCAACAUCCUCCCUAUCUGACUAUAACCCUUAUUUAUCUCUGCCCCGCCCUCCCUCCAGGUUCCUCCCAUCCUAUUGGACAAGCAGUUCUCUAACUUCACUCCUGACAUCACACCCAUCAUCCUGGCAGCUCACACCAACAACUAUGAGAUCAUCAAACUGCUGGUGCAGAAGGGGGUGUCCGUGCCCCAGCCACAUGAGGUGGGUCUGAAUCAGGACAUAAGCGACACUAUGGUGUAGUACUAUGGUAAAUGAUGAAGUACUACAUGCUACAGUAUGAUAUAGUAUGUAAUGGCCCCACGGGGGGCCAGUAUGAAAAAAAGAAAAGAAAGAAUGUAUGCACUCACUAACUGUAAGUGGCUCUGGAUAAGAGCGUCUGCUAAAUGACGUAAAUGUAAAUGUAAAAUGUAAUGUAGUACAGUACAAUAGUCACAGCAGGCUACACUACACUAUACAGUAUGAUACAAUAGUACAGUAUGAUAGUUACAAUACUGCUCUCCCUCCACCUGUGUGUGUUCCAGGUGCGCUGUAACUGCAUGGAGUGUGUGUCCAGCUCUGAUGUGGAUAGUCUGCGUCACUCCCGCUCUCGUCUCAACAUCUACAAGGCCCUGGCCAGCCCAUCACUCAUAGCCCUCUCCAGUGAAGACCCUUUCCUCACAGCCUUCCAACUCUCCUGGGAACUACAGGAACUCAGCAAGGUGGGUUUUUUAACAGAUAUGUGCUAAGUUAAAUUAAUUUAAUUUAAUUGAGGUGGAGGAUGAGUUUGAGUCAAAGAAGAGUGAGGAGUUGUCUCAGCAGUGUAAGUACUUUAUAAGCAGUUUAUGGACUAUUAAUUUAUUUAAUCCUCUUCAUUUUUAUGUGGAACAUAAGGCUUCCACAGGAGAGUGCCACAGACGCCGAUCUUCUGCAUUUUAGGAGAUGGACGGUGUUCCAUGACAGUGUUUAUUUGGGCUCGACAUUUAACUAACAGUUUAUUCCUGUUUCAGGUGGAGAAAGAGUUUAUGUCGGAGUAUAUGGAGUUUUCCUAGCAGUAUAAUGGCUUUAUAAAUAGUUUUUAACUAGUUUAUUGACUGUUAACUAACAGUUUCUGACUGUUUCAGGUGGAGAAUGAGUUUAAGUCGGAGUAUGAGGAGUUAUCUCAACAGUGUAAACAGUUUGCCAAGGACCUGUUGGACCAAACCAGGAGCUCCAGAGAACUAGAGCUGAUCCUGAACUACAGAGACGACAUCAACCCUCUACUGGAUGAGAACACCAACGACCUGGCCAGACUCAAACUGGCUAUCAAAUACAGACAGAAAGAGGUAAGAUAUAACCCAUGUUUCCUCAGGAAGCUGUGUUUAUUGUCAUUUUACUACAUGUUGAAGCUUGGCCAGGUGGCUCUCCCUCCCAAUGUCUUUAGUACAGCUGAGGGUUUUACAUGUUGUAUAUCAUUGGAUAAAGCAUGAAGCUAACGUCUGCUGUUAUCUCUAAGAUAGGAUUGAGAAGUAGUAGAUGGCCGGAUUUGAGUGGAGACUUCCUAUGGGAGUUGUAAUUAUGUGGUAAUCACCAGGCUGCGUCUGAAAAUGGCAUCCUUCCUUAGUGAAACAACACAUUACUAGAGCUAUGUCUCAGUCUGCUGUCCAGUCCCUUGAUGUAAACGUAAUGAAGCAUAAUGAUACAGCAAUAAUGAUGCUACUAAUAGGAUAAUGCUCUGACUGAAUGUUUGCUUGGAAUACUAACUCACAAUACAUCUAAAUUACACAGAAAGCAGCAUGUUGCACAGGAAAACAACAACCUUGGCCACGUCCCAUAUGGCACCCUAUUCCCUAUUUAAAAGUAGUGCACUAAAUAGGGAAUAGUGUGUGGGAUUCAGGCCUUUUAUGGUCUUCUCAUGGCUUGUAUGUCAUCAGUAGUUUGUGGGAAUAUUGUCUCAUGUUAAGUGUAUAGCACUGUAAUGUGAAUUUUUGGUUUAUGGUUGGUUGCUGCUACAGUUACUGUAGAUGAGCAGGUACAGUACAGUUAUGAAAUGGAAGUUGUGAAAUGUUGCCCCCUCCUGAGUAGAAGGGGACACUGCAUCUGUACUCACGUAGAGAGUGAAGAGGACUGAGAACUGCAGAAAAAACACAAAUUCCUUUCUUAAUACUUUUAACCCUUUCCAUGAGACGGACAUUACACAACAUGCUAUAUCUCUUUAGGGUUAGGGAUAGAACAGAGAUAAGAGAGAGACAUUUAUAAAGAACUCCAUGUUCCUGUUUGAAAGAGUGCCUGUCUGUCAAAUCUGUUCCUCAUGAAACAUUGUUAUGUUUUUGUCUCUGUGAGAUUUGAUAGAACCAUCUGCUGAACAUCUGCGCUGCUCUGUGUGAUGGUGAGGUUCAUCUCAGUCUAACAGAAUUACGAAACAAUUACAACCAAAUGGAUCCCCAUCACUUAGAGCAGGGCAUUGUGGGGGAUGAGGUCAUCAGUGAGGUCAUCAAUCAGAGAGCGACUGAGACAGAGAGUGUUUUAGAUAGUACCUGAGACGGCCAGAGUGAUCCUUAUCAAAUCUUGUAAGUAGAGGCAGAUCUGAGAGAAAUACCCUUUUCAUUCUUUUCCUGGAACUGUGCUGACAAGGACAAUAUGAAGAGAAAGCAUCCUACACAGCGCAAUACAGUGUGUGAAGAGGAUAUUAGAGAGGAACAGACAUGCCAGGGAGGGACACUUGGGACCAGGCCAGGGACAGCUGGUAACACUCAUCAGAAUGAUCAGGCACAUUAAGGUCAUUAACAGCUUGAGGUGCUGCUGCACUAAACCAGAAUUAACAGUAAUUGGCUGCGUCCCAAAUGGCACAUAGGAUGUCAUUUGGGAUGCACACAUAAUGUAAUCUGGGAACUCAAUUGACCUCCUCCAUUAGCUGAGUGUGUUUACUGCUGUGCCCAACUGUCCAACUGUCAGUAUGCGGUAUGCUGUACCCAACUGCCCAGGCUUGCUUAAUAUGUGCCUGUUUUCGUGUCAGUUGUUUGUCAAUGUGGAGUGGAAAGCAAGUGAGAAAGAAUAGUAAACAUUGUGACGUUGCAUUAGACACACAGGUCUCCAAUAAGAACUAAUCAAUAAUGUAUCAUAAAGGCUGACUCACUCUCUCGCUCUAUCCCUUCAUGCCUCCCUCCUUCCCUCCUUCCCUCCGUCCCCCUUAAUCCCCCAUCAAUCCCUCUCUCCCUACUCUUUCCCCUCUCCCUUCUCCUUCUCUCUUCCCCUCUCCCUCCCUUCCCUUUCUCCUCCCCCUCUCUCUACUUUCCAACCCUCCCCUACUCCCUCUCCCCUCCUCCCUUCCUCAAUCUCCCUCCUCCAGUUUGUAGCCCAGCCCAACUGUCAGCAGCUGCUUGCGUCUCGUUGGUACGAUGAGUUCCCUGGGUGGAGGCGUCGUCACUGUGCAGGGAAGUUCCUAACCUGUAUCUUCAUCGGCCUCCUCUUCCCCCUCUUCUCCCUCUGCUACCUGAUCUCUCCUAAAAGCCGCUAUGGAUACUUCAUCAGGCAAGUAGCCUAGAGGUUAGAGAGGGAGGUCAGCAACUGGAGGGUUGCCAGUUUGAAUCCCUGGUCUGAUGGGAAAAAGCUGAAGUUGAAUUUAUGUUAGACCUAAUGGACAAUAAAGGAAUCUUCUUCUUCAUCAUUAGGAAGCCCUUCAUCAAGUUUAUCUGCCACACAACGUCGUAUCUCACCUUCCUGUUCCUGCUGCUGCUGGCCUCCCAGCACAUCGUCUCUACAGACCCCAAUAGACAGGGGCCGACUCCUACUGUGGUGGAAUGGAUGAUACUGCCCUGGGUACUGGGUAAGAGUGUGUGUGUGUGUUUGUUUUACGUGCGCAGAGUUGCACAACAUGGUUGAUCAAGAAAGGAAAGACUUGUCUUUCAGCCAAAUACGUAAUCUACCUUUUACAGCUGGUUUUCAUGCAUUGAACGCACACUGCAUUGUAAGACAAUCCAGCCCAUGUGUGUCCUAUGUAACUCCCAUGAUGGUGUUCUGUUAAUCUGUUCAGUACAACCACAUGGCAGGAUACAUGGGCAUGCUACCUGUUUACCUUUUCAUACCUGUCUACCUGUCCUGCAUCACCGCUUGAUAUGGCAAAUGCACCACCCUCGAUCGCAAAGCGAUACAGAGGGUAGUGUGGACAGCCCAGUACAUCACUGGGGCCGAGCUCCCUGCCAUCCAGGACCUCUAUAUCAAGGGGUGUCAGAGGAAGGCCCGAAUAAUUGCCAAAGACUGCAGCCACCCAAGCAUUGUUCACUCUGCUACCGUCUGGCAAACGGUACCAGAGCAUCGGCUCUCGGACCAACAGGCUCAGAGACAGCUUCUACCCCAAGCCAUAAGACUGCUAAUUAGUUAAUUAACGGUUACCCGGACUAUAUACAGUACGCUGACCCUAUCCUGCACUGACUCUAUGCACACUCACACACAAACUACUAUGACACACAACAUCCACACACAUUCACUACAUACGCACCGACAACACAAACACACAUACAGAUGUGGGAUCUUAAUUUGAGCCAGUUUGCUACAGCAGGAAAAAAUCCUGCAGCACCAGGAAAUGUGAAUAAUUAUGUGAAUUAUAAUAAAAUUGACAUUUUUCAUUAGGGCAAAUCAAGUCUGAAAUUUCAAAGUGGAAAUUACAAACUUUAGAAGCCUUCUAAAAACUCAAAUACACUACAAGUUUGCAUUUCCUGCAAAUUCUCAGAAACAAAAAAGUGAUCAAAUUAAGAUCCUACAUCUGUACACACAUGUAUACCGAAACACUUUACCGUGCCUUCAUGUACAUAUCUACCUGAAAUACCUCAUACCCCUGCACAUUGAUCUGGUACUAGUGCUCCCUAUAUAUAGCUCCAUCGUAUUUUAUUCCUAGUUUUUACUAUUUUAGUUUUAUUAUAAUUGUUUAACUCUGCAUCGUUGGGAAGCGCUCGCAAGCCAGCAUUUCACGGUUGAGUCUACACCUGUUGUUUCGGCGCAUGUGACAAAUACAAUUUGAUUUGAUUUGAUUUUAACUCUCCCUCCACCAGAUGAAUGUGGCCAUAGAGCAGAGAAGUGAGACAGACAUGAUAAAUUAGCUCUGCUGGGCGUCAGACAGACAUUACAACCCUAACUCUAGGACUGCAUCCCAAAUGGCACCAUAUUCCCAAUUUAGAUCACUACUUUUGACCAGGACCCCAUAGGCCCUCUUCAAAAGUAGUGCACUAUUUAGGGGAUAGGGUGAGUUACAUAGGGCUCUGGUCUUAACUGAUUUACAGUACCAGUCAAAAGUUUGGACACACCUACUCAUUCCAGGGGUUUUCUAUAUUUUUACUAUUUUCUACAUUGUAGAAUAAUAGUGAAGACAUCAAAACUAUGAAAUAACACGUAUGGAAUCAUGUAGUAACCAAAAAAGUGUUAAACAAAUAAAAAUAUAUUUUAUAUUUGAGAUUCUUCAAAUAGCCAUCCUUUGCCUUGACAUCUUUGCACACUCUUGGCAUUCUCUCCACCAGCUUCACCUGGAAUGCUUUUCCAACAGUCUUGAAGGAGUUCCCACAUGUUGGCUGCUUUUCCUUCACUCUGCCGUCCGACUCAUCCCAAGCCAUCUCAAUUGGGUUGAGGUUGGGGGAUUGUGGAGGCCAGGUCAUCUGAUGCAGCACUCCAUCACUCUCCUUCUUGGUAAAAUAGCCACCCUUUGCCUUGAUGCCUUGAUGCCAGCUUUGCACACUCUUGGCAUUCUCUCAACCAGCUUCAUGAGGUAGUCACCUGGAAUGCAUUUCAAUUAACAGGUGUGCCUUCUUAAAAGUUAAUUUGUGGAAUUUCUUUCCUUCUUAAAUGCGUUUGAGCCAAUCAGUUGUGUUGUGACAAGGUAGGGGGGUAUACAGAAUAUAGCCCUAUUUGGUAAAAGACCAUAUAAUGGCAAGAACAGCUCAAAUAAGCAAAGAGAAACGACAGUCCAUCAUUACUUUAAGAAAUGAAGGUCAGUCAAUCUGGGAAAUUUCAAGAACUUUGAAAGUUUCUUCAAGUGCAGUCGCAAAAACCAUCAAGUGCAGGAUGAAACUGGCUCUCAUUUGGACUGCCACUGGAAUGGAAGACCCAGAGUUACCUCUGCUGCAGAGGAUAAGUUCAUUAGAGUUACCAGCCUCAGAAAUUGCAGCCCAAAUAAAUGCUUCACAGUUCAAGUAACAGAUACAUCUCAACAUCAACUGUUCAAAGGGGACUGUGUGAAUCAGGCCUUCAUGGUCGAAUUGCUGCAAAGAAACCACUACAAAAGGACACCAAUAAUAAGAAGAGACCUGCUUGGGCCAAGAAACACGAGCAAUGGACAUGGAAAUGUUUCCUUUGGUCUGGAGUCCAAAUCGGACAUUUUUGGUUCCAACCGCUGUGUCUUUGUGAGACGUGGUGUGGGUGAACGGAUGAUCUCCGCAUGUGUAUUUCCCACCGUAAAGCAUGGAGGAGGAGGUGUUAUGGUGUGGGGGUGCUUUACUGGUGACACUGUCUGUGAUUUAUUUAGAAUUCAAGGCACACUUAACCAGCAUGGCUACCACAGCAUUCUGCAGCGAUACGCCAUCCCAUCUGGUUUGGGCUUAGUGGGACUAUCAUUUGUUUUUCAACAGGACAGUGACCCAACACACCUCCAGGCUGUGUAAGGGCUAUUUGACCAAGAAUGAGAGUGUUGGAGUGCUGCAUCAGAUGACCUGGCCUCCACAAUCCCCCGACCUCAACCCAAUUGAGAUGGUUUGGGAUGAGUCGGACGGCAGAGUGAAGGAAAAGCAGCCAACAAGUGCUCAGCAUAUGUGGGAACUCCUUCAAGACUGUUGGAAAGCAUUCCAGGUGAAGCUGGUUGAGAGAAUGCAAGAGUGUGCAAAGCUGUCAUCAAAGCAAUGGGUGGCUAUUUGAAGAAUCUCAAAUAUAAAAUAUAUUUUGAUUUGUUUAACACUUUUUUGGUUACUACAUGAUUCCAUAUUUGUUAUUUCAUAGUUUUGAUGUCUUCAUUAUCAUUCUACAAUGUAAAAAAUAGUAGAAAUAAAGAAAAACCCUGGAAUGAGUAGGUGUGUCCAAACUUUGUCAGGUACUCUAGUCAAAAGUAAUGCACUUUGUAAGAGAUAGGGUGCCAUUUGGGACAUACCAUAACCCUGCUGGUCUGUUCUCUGUCCUGUAGGCUUUAUCUGGACAGAGAUUAAACAGAUGUGGGAUGGAGGGUUCCAGGACUAUAUCCAUGACUGGUGGAACCUCAUGGACUUUGUUAUGAACUCUCUGUACCUGGCUACCAUCUCUCUGAAGAUUGUUGCCUAUGUCAAGGUAUGAUGGUUGCUGUGCACUAGAUAAUAUGAAAUACGCUUGAAUAAAUUGCGCAACAAAUUCUUGAAAAUACAACCAGCUUACACUCAGGCUUCAUUUAAAUGAAUAGGAGCGCCUCACGCUCGUCAAAAGUUGUACGGUGGAGCAGGCCUAUUGGACAGACUAUGGAAUGCCGCCUCGCUCUCUCCCUCUCUCUCACAGUAGACUCUGACCUGUCCCCUCUCCGUCUCUCCUUCUCUCUCAUAGUAGACUCUGACCUGUCUCCUCUCUGUCUCUCCCACAGUAGACUCUGACCUGUCCCCUUUCCGUCUCCCACUCUCCCACAGUAAACUCUGACCUGUCCCCUCUCUGUCUCUCCCUCUCUCCCACAGUAGACUCUGACCUGUCCCCUCUCCGUCUCCCGCUCUCCCACAGUAAACUCUGACCUGUCCCCUCUCUGUCUCUCCCUCUAACCCACAGUAGACUCUGACCUGUCCCCUCUCUGUCUCUUCCACAGUAGACUCUGACCUGUCCCCUCUGUCUCUCCCUCAGUAGACUCUGACCUGUCCCCUCUCUGUCUCUCCCUUUCUCCCACAGUAGACUCUGACCUGUCCUCUCUCUGUCUCUCCCUCAGUAGACUCUGACCUGUCCCCUCUCUGUCUCUCCCUUUCUCCCACAGUAGACUGACCUGUCCCCUCGCUGUCUCUCCCUCAGUAGACUCUGACCUGUCCCCUCUCUGUCUCUCUCUUUUCCCACAGUACAGCGGCUUCAGGGCCAGGAACGAAUGGCAGAUGUGGCAUCCUACCCUGGUAGCAGAGUCUGUGUUUGCCAUCGCUAACAUAUUCAGCUCCCUCCGCCUCAUCUCUCUGUUUACAGCUAACUCACACCUGGGACCUCUACAGGUCAGGAUUAUCAUACUACUGUGUUUCUGUCAUUAUGUCCAGGAGCAGUAUGUAUUAAGCGUCUUAGAGUAGGACUGCUGAUUUAGGAUCAGUUUUUCCUUUUAAUUCACAAUUAAUAAUAUUACAUGGUCAGGGGAGGACCUGAUCCUAGAUCAGCAAUCCUACUCUGAGUAGAUUGAUACAUAUGGCCUCUGAUCUAUAAAGCACUUUGAGCUGCAAUUUAUUGUAUGAAAGUUUCCAGUUUAUGAUGAUGAUGAUGAUGAAUAUGAUUAUAAUCAUUAUUCCAGAUCUCUCUGGGCAGGAUGCUGCUGGACAUCCUUAAGUUCCUGUUUAUCUACUGCCUGGUGCUCUUGGCUUUCGCUAAUGGGCUCAACCAGCUCUACUUCUACUACGAGACAGAUGAGGGAAAGAAGGGAUGCAAGGGCAUCCGCUGUGAAACACAGAACAAUGCUUUCUCAACGUUAGUAAAGACCAUGCAUUAUAAUGUGUUCAUUUGUAACAUAUUUAAGUUUUGGUAGGGCUAAAAAAUUCUGGUAACUUUCCCAAUAUUCCCAGAAUCAGGAGGCAAUUAGCAGGAAACCCAGGAAUUUCUGGGAUUUGGGGAAAGUUACUGGACUUUUGCAACCUUACAUUUUUGUCAUUUAGACGGAUAUGUAUGUUUUGCCAAUUGCCUGGAUUAGGGCAAAAGUAGAAUGGCAGCCUUUUAUGGUCUCUUGACUAUUCUUGUAGAUCCUGCUUACCUUAUACAGUGGUCGAUUUUAGCAUGUAAAUCUUGGUGGGGCAAAAAUAUAAAUAAAAUGUGGGAUGCGUGCCAGCAAAGCCACAACACAACACUAAACAAUACAUUAAAUUGCACUAUGUGGUCCUCUGUAGCUCAAUUGAUAGAUCAUGGCGCUUGUAACGCCAGGGUAGUGGGUUCGAUCCCCGGGACCACCCAUACGUAAAAAUGUAUGCGCACAUGACUGUAAGUCGCUUUGGAUAAAAGCGUCUGCUAAAUGGCAUAUUAUUACUAUAACGGUGACAAACGGUGACCACAAACUGUUAGGGCCUACAUAAAGCUGUCCCAACAGCAGAGUUCCAACAGCAGUCCCAACACCUUACCACUGCUACACCUGGCUAUCAGCGGAGCCUUGUCUGGCAGCGAAACAGUUCAUUCAGCCUCAUUUACUGCCUUUAAAAAAAACAUAGCUGAUAUGGCUGACUUGCUUAAACAAAUGUGGUUUCUACUGACAAACUAUGGCAUAAGUGGACGACAAGCGGAUAAGAGGCAAUCCGUAAUUUCGAUUAAGACAUUAAUGAGCGAGCCAGGACGGACGUAGUCAAUAUAACUAUUUGUUCAACACUUUUGAAAUGUACAGCGACAGAAUUCAGAACAUGGGCCGUUCUUACAGUGUUCUCGCUGUACACCAAGUCAGAACCGUAGGAUAAAUAAAGGGGGCAUAUAAGCAGACAAUGAAAGCUCUAACAAUUUCCGAUGAUUACAUUUCUCUAAAACAGGUUAUAGGCUACAUGUGCACCACCAAGUCAGAAUAGUAGGCGACAUUAAGAGGUGAAAAUAGACUAAAUUAUUAGGGUGAGACACAUGGGCUACUAACAGUUUACUACACAACAUACACGUAGUAUUACUUUCUUAGCUACAGUAUACAUAUCUCCCUGGCAUAUUACAUCAUUUAUGCAGCAGCAUAUAAGACAUUUUUAGACUCACCUUAUUGUGAUGUGCUCAUUUGAACAGGAAGGUGGCGCGGCGGUCCUUCAUGGGCAAAUUUUGUCAUCAAAGAAAGAGAAAGAGGCCGGAUUUAUGACCGUUCAAAACUUAUUUUCCCAGUCUGAGCUCGUUUAUUCCCGACUUCCCAGUUGCAAUGCUUGCAGUUAGCCACUGUCACCGAUUCCUUCCAAACCACUCAUUGUUGAUUUUGCAAUUUCCAACUUGCUGUGUAAUGUUUAUGUCCAAUGGCCGAUCAGCACCGAUACGUUUUAUCUAUAAUUUCUCUUCAUUAUUUCUCUUCAUAUGAAAGGAUUAAAAAGGAUUUGCCAGUAGAUUGUUGACUUGAUUCAUGAUGAUGACUGCUACCUAAUAUUUUGAAAGUAAGAUGUUGGCAUGAUCAGUCCAAUCAAAGCUACUGUACCUAUAAUGUGAUUUGACGUCAUUUUAUCUGUGGCCAAUGACCUUGAGCCUUCUUGGAAGGGCACUUCUAAUGUAACUCUAUGGCAGGACCCAAAGGGCUAGAAUUUUCAGUGUCUACCCUUACUAAGGACUUAGACUUGGCGGUGACGUAGUGUCCCCAUGAGUGACAGAACACUGAGCCAAUCACGGCGCAACGCUCCUAUUUUCUGCUGGCUUGCCCCACCACCACAGAAAGCUAGGAUGAAACACCUGCAUUUUUGAGCUGCCUUACUAAAGAAAACAAAAAAGAGACCAUGUUUGUAUGCUGCUUUAUUAACUCAAUGAUAUAUUAUAAUAACAUGCAAAAAUGUGGGGCUCCUACUGAAUGACGGGUUGCCACUGACCUUAUAUAUUUAGAAAUAUAACCCCCUCAUUCUUUCAUCCCUCUCUCUCUCUCUCUCUCUCUCUUUCAUCCCUUUCUCUCACUCUCUCGCUCUCUUUUAUCCCUUUCACUCUCUUUCAUCUCUCUCCUCUCAUCUCUCAUCUCGCAUCUCUCAUCUCUCUCUCUUUCUCAUUUAGGUUGUUUGAGACGCUCCAGUCAUUGUUCUGGUCUAUCUUUGGGUUGAUCAGUCUGUAUGUGACCAACGUGGAGGCAGACCAUCAGUUCACAGAGUUUGUAGGGGCCACCAUGUUUGGAACCUAUAAUGUCAUCUCUCUGGUGGUUCUACUCAACAUGCUCAUCGCCAUGAUGAACAACUCCUACCAACACAUCGCUGUAAGUGUAACCCUAACCAUAACCCUAACGCUAACCCUAGUCAUGAUGGACAACUGCUACCAACAUAUUGCUGUGAGUCUUGCUCUAUCACUGGAAAGCAAAAUCAUUCAUUCAUUCAUUUGUUUAUGAGCCCAACAACCUGUCUGCAGUCAUUUUAUUUCACAAAGUUUUGUUCAUAUCACUUGUUCAGAUGGUUAGCAUGUGUUGUUUCUGUUCAGGAUCAUGCAGACAUUGAGUGGAAGUUUGCAAGAACCAAGUUGUGGAUGAGUUACUUUGAAGAGGGAGGGACUCUGCCUUCUCCAUUCAACAUCAUCCCUAGCCCCAAGUCAAUCUGGUACUUCAUCUGCUGGAUCAGGAAACACAUCUUCAAGAUCACCAGGACCAAGAAAACAGAAACAUUUAGAAACAUAGGGGUGAGGAGGAAGUCUCUAGUCUACAUCAACAGUACUUUUACUGAACAGUAGGGUUGCAAAAUUCCAGUCAUUUCCCCCAAAUUCCUAGGUUUUCCAGAAAUCCUAGUUGGAUGAUUCCCGGAUUUCUUGUUUAUUCCUCGCUGAUUCUGGGAAUCUUCCAACUGGGAUUUCUGGAAGACCUGGGAAUUUUGGGAAAGUUACCAGAAUUCUGCAACUCUACUGAACAGUUUACAGUUGAAACUUCUACUUCUUCUCUUCUCCUCUAGACUCAGAGUGUUGUUCACAACGAAUUAUCAUGAAUGAAAUUACCUGUUCUUCCCAGAAUGGUUAGACGUGCAUCAUGAGACAUAACUGGUCUGAAAGCAUCAGCAGUUAGAAGUUAAAGGGAUAGUUCAGGAUUUUGGCAAUUAACCAUUAUGUCUCUGCGUCCAGUAUGAAGGAAGUUAGAGGUAGUUUCGCAAGCCAAUGCUAACUAGCAUAUGCACUAGCUUAGCGAAAAAGACGUAGUGCUUUUGGAGUAAAUUAAUGUUCCUUUUUUGUAGAAACGGGCUGCUAUAAACGUAAGAAUAAACCACCAGUAUCAGGUAUUUAUGCGUUUGUUUUUUCACUAUAAAAUUGAUUAUUUCUCAUUCAUUAUGUGUCAGUUUUCAAUGUGUUUCAUUCUGUAGAUGCAGAUAUAUUGAACUAGAUUUUUCCCAAAUGGCACCCCAUUCUCUAUAUAAUGCACUACUUUUGACCAGAGCUCUAUGGCCCUGGUCAAAAGUAUCGCACUACUGUAUAUAGGAAAUAGGAUGCCAUUUGGGACGCAUCCCUGUACCUGUCCACUCUCAGGAUGAUGUUUUCCAUAUUAUCCUCAGAAGUUGUUAGUAACCCAGGAGUGGAGGUUUUUGAUAUGAUUCUAUCAACCUGUGGACUGUGUUGUUUUCAGGAGGUUUUGAGGAACCUGGUGAAGAGAUAUGUAGCAGCCAUGAUCAGAGAUGCCAAGACAGAGGAAGGACUGACUGAGGAGAACUUUAAGGUAAGGUUUGGUUUCCUCUGACAUUACACAUUUCUUUACAUUUGUUUCUCUAUCCACCACCAGACAGGGACGACAGACGAAAAAUAAGCAUUGUUUCUAACUCCAGCAAUUAAUGUUGAUUAACGUGCACUGUCCACUGUAAAUGUCAUAAAUAGAUAAACAAGUUGUAUGUGUGUACGUUUCUUUCCUCAGGAGCUGAAGCAGGACAUCUCCAGCUUUAGGUAUGAGGUCCUGGGGAUGAUGAAGGGGAAGGUGGGGCCCGGGGGUGAGGGCGUGGCUUUAGCAGGAAGUAAACCCAGUGAAGGGGCAGGGGCCUCCAGUCUGGUCUACCCUGACCACUCCUUCAAGUACUCCCCCAAGUUCCCCCCGGCCACGCCUAAGACCAACAUGUUUCACGACACCACAUCCGUGCUCCAGCAGAGGGCAGCCCCCUCCACCACCUCCUCCUCCACAUCCCCUUCCACCUCUCAGGGCUUGAACAGACUGUUCAACGGCUCUGUGGUACCCUCUUGGGCCUCCACUGACACCUCCUCCAACCCGACCUCCUCCACUCCCAUCUCCUCUUCCUCCUCCACUCCCAUCCAUGCCUCCACCAAAGACAGGCUGGCCAGGAAAGACUUUCCCAAAGACAUCUGUGACUUUGGGCUCUACUCUGUGUCUGACGAGAUGGGGGAGGCUGACCUGGAGGAGCUGGACUGUGCUGGAGAGAAGGAGGAGCAGGAGGGGAGAGUGAAGAGAGAGAAGAGUCAAUGUUAA
Coregonus sp. 'balchen' is the source of this 21609-nucleotide messenger RNA. Lineage: Eukaryota; Metazoa; Chordata; Actinopteri; Salmoniformes; Salmonidae. The record is from the annotation of a GenBank genome assembly.